Messenger RNA from Ochotona princeps (American pika), 1017 nucleotides. Its product is annotated as heterogeneous nuclear ribonucleoproteins C1/C2-like. Bases 137 to 376 code for a protein of 79 amino acids. Lineage: Eukaryota; Metazoa; Chordata; Mammalia; Lagomorpha; Ochotonidae. The record is from RefSeq and is a predicted model, not a curated record. The transcript has a single exon.
UGUGGAAAAUUGAAAGGAGAUGACCUUCAGUCCAUUAAGAAGGAGUUGACCCAAAUAAAACAAAAAACAAAAAGUGGAUUCUCUUCUGGAAAGCCUGGAAAAAAUUGAAAAGGAACAGAGCAAACAAACAGUAGAGAUGAAGAAUGAUAAGUCAGAAGAGGAGCAGAGCAGCAGCUCCCUGAAGAAAGAUGAGACUAAUGUGAAGAUGGAGUCUGAGGGGGGUGCAGAUGACUCUGCUGAGGAGGGGGACCUACUGGAUGAUGAUGAUAAUGAAGAUCGGGGUGAUGACCAGCUGGAGUUGAUCAAGGAUGAUGAAAAAGAGGCUGAGGAAGGAGAGGAUGACAGAGACAGCGCCAAUGGCCAGGAUGACUCUUAAGCACAUAGUGGGGUUUAGAAUCUUAUCCCAUUGUUUCUUUAUCUAGGCGCUUGUCUAAGAUCAAAAUUUUCACCAGAUCCUCUCCCCUAGUAUCUUCUUCACUGUUCGCCCCAUCCUUGUCUUUCCCGUGUUCAUUAAUUCAUUUCCCUGCGCCUAGUCCCAUGUUCACUUCCUUUGAUGCUCCUGGUAGUUUUGUUAAGUCUUGCCCUGUAAUUUUUGCUUUUUAAUUUUGAUACCUCUGACUUAACAAUAAAAAAGGAUGUAUGGUUUUUAUCAACUGUCUCCAAAAUAAUCUCUUGUUAAUGCAGGGAGUACAGUUCUUUCCAUGCAUACACAAGUUCUGUAGUUGCUUCCCUAACUGCAAAGGCCAUCUCAUUUAGCUGAGUAGCACCUGUGAGCAGCUUUGAGUUAAAGGUGUGUGUGCUCUACCCCACCUGAUAGUGCUGUGUGGGACUGUUCAACACAACUGUAACAAUGUAUUUUUGUGAAUGAGAGUUGGCAUGUCAAAUGCAUCCUCUAGAAAAAAAAAUAGUGUAAUAGUCUCAAUAUUUGUUUUCUAAAGUUGAUACUGUGGGUUAUUUUUGUGAACAGCCUGAUGUUGGGACCUUUUUUCUCAAAAUAAACGAGUCCUUAUUAAACCA